AGGUGAACGGCCUGGAGUAACCCCGGACGCGCGCCUACCUCUUGGGGCUGGGCGGCUGAGGUGGGCGGCCGGGCGGGGGCGGGCCGGGGGCGGGGCAGGCCGUCGUAGCCCCUCCCUCCUCGGCCCGGGUGCCCGGCCGGCCUGCCGAGCGCCUGUCAGCCAUCGCGGAGCUGCCGGCGUCGCCUCCCGCCCAGCACGCUUCGGCACAGGGCUCCGCGACCCUCGGUCGGUGCGUGCCGCCAGCCUGAGUUCCUUUUGGAGGUGGAUAUCUGCUGAAACAAUAAGAAUUAUAAGAGCUGUAAGAGCUUAUUUUCAAAGAAUAAUGGAUGAACCAUCUCCGUUGACCAAAGCUCUAGAGCUGAACCAGCAUUCCCGUUUCAUAAUUGGGUCUGUGUCUGAAGACAACUCGGAAGAUGAGAUCAGUAACCUGGUGAAGCUGGACCUACUAGAGGAGAAAGAAGGCUCUCUGUCACCAGCUUCUGUCAGCUCAGAUACGCUUUCCGACUUGGGGAUCUCUGCUUUACAGGAUGGUUUGGCCUUUCACAUGAGAUCCAGCAUGUCUGGCUUGCACCUAGUAAAACAAGGUCGAGACAGAAAGAAAAUAGACUCUCAGCGAGAUUUCACUGUGGCUUCUCCAGCAGAAUUUGUUACUCGUUUUGGGGGAAAUAAAGUGAUUGAGAAGGUUCUUAUUGCCAAUAAUGGUAUUGCCGCAGUGAAAUGCAUGAGAUCUAUUCGUCGGUGGUCUUAUGAAAUGUUUCGAAAUGAACGUGCAAUUCGAUUUGUCGUCAUGGUUACACCUGAAGACCUUAAAGCCAAUGCAGGAUACAUUAAAAUGGUAGAUCCCGUGCCUGGAGGACCAAACAACAACAAUUAUGCAAAUGUGGAAUUAAUUCUUGACAUUGCUAAAAGGAUCCCUGUACAAGCAGUGUGGGCUGGCUGGGGUCAUGCCUCUGAGAACCCCAAGCUUCCAGAGCUUCUCUUAAAAAAUGGCAUCGCUUUCAUGGGCCCUCCAAGCCAGGCUAUGUGGGCUUUGGGAGAUAAGAUUGCAUCGUCUAUAGUGGCUCAAACUGCAGGCAUCCCAACUCUUCCCUGGAGUGGCAGCGGUCUUCGUGUGGAUUGGCAAGAAAAUGAUUUUUCGAAGCGCAUCUUAAAUGUUCCACAGGAUCUGUAUGAGAAAGGCUAUGUGAAGGAUGUGGAUGAUGGACUGAGGGCAGCUGAAGAAGUUGGUUAUCCAGUAAUGAUCAAGGCCUCAGAAGGAGGAGGAGGAAAGGGAAUCAGAAAAGUUAACAAUGCAGAUGACUUCCCUAACCUCUUCAGACAGGUUCAAGCUGAAGUACCUGGAUCACCUAUAUUUGUAAUGAGACUAGCAAAACAAUCUCGUCAUCUGGAGGUCCAGAUUCUAGCAGAUCAGUACGGCAAUGCCAUUUCUUUGUUUGGCCGUGACUGCUCUGUACAGCGCAGACAUCAGAAGAUCAUUGAAGAAGCUCCUGCUGCUAUUGCUACCCCAGCAGUAUUUGAACAUAUGGAACAGUGUGCCGUAAAACUUGCCAAAAUGGUUGGUUAUGUGAGUGCUGGUACUGUGGAAUACUUAUAUAGCCAGGAUGGAAGCUUCUACUUUUUGGAACUGAACCCACGGCUGCAGGUUGAACAUCCUUGUACAGAGAUGGUGGCCGAUGUCAAUCUUCCUGCAGCACAGCUUCAGAUUGCCAUGGGGAUCCCUCUAUUUAGGAUCAAAGAUAUUCGUAUGAUGUACGGUGUAUCUCCUUGGGGUGAUGCUCCCAUUGAUUUUGAAAAUUCUGCUCAUGUUCCUUGCCCAAGGGGCCAUGUAAUUGCUGCUCGGAUCACCAGUGAAAACCCAGAUGAGGGGUUUAAGCCCAGCUCGGGAACAGUUCAGGAACUUAAUUUUCGAAGCAAUAAGAACGUUUGGGGUUAUUUCAGUGUUGCUGCUGCUGGGGGACUUCAUGAGUUUGCUGACUCCCAGUUCGGUCACUGCUUUUCCUGGGGAGAAAAUAGAGAAGAAGCAAUUUCGUGAGUAUACUAGCAUUUG
Messenger RNA from Alexandromys fortis (reed vole), 2047 nucleotides. RefSeq names its product acetyl-CoA carboxylase 1-like. Gene Ontology annotation, cellular component: mitochondrion. The coding region runs from base 323 to 2032 and encodes 569 amino acids. Gene Ontology annotation, biological process: fatty acid biosynthetic process. NCBI's taxonomy places the organism in Eukaryota, Metazoa, Chordata, Mammalia, Rodentia, Cricetidae. Gene Ontology annotation, molecular function: metal ion binding; acetyl-CoA carboxylase activity; ATP binding. The record is from RefSeq and is a predicted model, not a curated record. The transcript is spliced from 14 exons.